GGAGGGUUUUAUUUGUAGAUCAGCUUGCUCUACCAAAGAUUUGUUGAACAUAAUUAUUACUAUUAUUAUAGCAUGUCGUGGCGAGCUCGUUUUACUCCGUGCAUCGGCUCCAUUAUAGUAUGGUUGAAUCCAAAGGAUCCAAAUUGCUUUGGUGUUCGCAAUUGGUGGCGAAACAAUAUGCCCGAGCUGCAGCUACUGAACCCAUUCUGUAUUUUCACAAUUCAGGAGCUUUCCUUUGGGGAGCCUCAUAUGCACAUUAUUUACACCCCAACGGAUCAGCGCAUGAUUCGUCUUGCUGGUGCCACUGAGGAGGAAUGUGAGGACAUCAUGGAAGCUUGUAUCACUUACGGCAUGAAUCAUGUGAUUCUUGAUAGGCCUCGAACAGACGAUGGUGGUGAUCUUAUCAACCAGCCAGCCGUCAUAUCGUUUGGAUAUAUGGAAAGUUUCACGGCAAAACUGGAGGUGUGCCCUCCGGCGGAUAUCGGGCAGCGGACGACUGAGGGUGUAGAUGAUCCGGGACAGAAACCUCGUGUGUAUCCGCGAAAUAUCGGCUGUAAAUUAAUACCCUAAUUAGUCAAAUAUGUGAGCUCUUCACCUCUGAAAGAGAACAUCGGAAGGAAGUAACUCCGUUGUGAGGUUGAUCUUCGUUACGCGUAGAAAGUAUUGUUUAUAGUAGUUAUUUUUUUUCCGUAGUAUGACCUGGUGCAUUAUUCGGAGUUCCAAGGGAUAGAGUUUUGUGAUUUAUUUAGCUCUUAGCAGUAAUAAUGUUAGCUGGAAAAUGUGGUAUCCUUUUUAUUACCAAUAUUAUCAUUUUUGUCUGCAUGUUUAGAUACUCUCACACGUGUUUGAAAGGAAUACUCCCCAAAA
This is a messenger RNA of Phytomonas sp. EM1, 867 nucleotides long. The record is from the annotation of a GenBank genome assembly. NCBI's taxonomy places the organism in Eukaryota, Euglenozoa, Kinetoplastea, Trypanosomatida, Trypanosomatidae.